UAUCGACAAAUAGACUGUCGCCAUUUUAUAAUUUGCUAUCAUUGAGUUGGCUUGUGCAUUACAUCUUAUAAACCUAAUUAAUUUCAGUCUUCCUUCAAUAUGUUUUGAAUUUCAGCUAUCUUUGUUAUAUACUGCCAAUUCAUUAUCGUAAAAUAAAAAAUAAGUCGAUCACCAUGUCGGCUCACGAGCAGAUGAGGGCAAUGUUGGAUCAAUUGAUGGGCACAGCUCGCAAUGGUGAAACGGAUAGGCAUGGUGUCAAAUUCUAUGAUGAUUCCGUUUGCAAAUCCUUUUUACUGCAAUGCUGUCCUCACGAAAUCUUGUCUUCUACGCGCAUGGAUCUAGGUGAGUGUCCAAAAAUUCAUGAUCUGGCUCUGCGUGCCGACUAUGAGUUAGCCUCGAAAACCAAAGAUUAUUUCUAUGAUAUUGAUGCAACCGAGCAUUUAGAGGCGUUCAUAGCGGAUUGCGACCGUCGCACGGCAGCGGCGAAACAGCGUCUCGCUGAGACACAGGAAGAAUUAUCGGCAGAGGUUACUGAGAAAGCAAACGCUGUUCAUGAGUUAGCUGAGCAAAUUGGUCAGAAAUUGGCUCGAGCUGAAGCGUUGGGGGAAGAAGGAAUGGUUGAAGAGAGUGUCAAAUUAAUGGGAGAGAUAGAUGAACUGCGUAAAAAGAAAGCUGUCGCGGAGCAAGAGUACCGAAACUCAAUGCCGGCAUCGUCAUACCAACAGCAGAAGUUGAGAGUCUGUGAAGUGUGCUCUGCAUACCUCGGUAUCCACGAUAAUGAUCGUCGUCUGGCUGAUCACUUUGGCGGCAAACUCCAUCUUGGUUUUAUUACAAUACGCGAGAAGUUAUCUGAAUUGAAGAAAACGGUGGAGAAACGUCGCGAGGAGCGCGGUGCGGAACGAGAGCGCAGCGGCGGGCGGCGGCACUACGUGGGCGGGCGCGAGCUCGACCGGCGCGCGCGCAGGCACCGCGAGGUGCCGCGCGACCGCGAGCGCAAGGACAACGAGCGCGAGCGCGAGCGCGGCCGGGACCGCGACCGCGACCGCGAGCGGGAGCGGGAACGCGAGCGGGAGAAGAAACGCAGCCGGUCGCGCAGCAAGAGCAAACGCGCGACGCGGUCGCGGUCGCGCGGGCGCGAGGCGCGCCGCAGCCGCUCGGGCCGCUCCAGCUCGCGCGAGCGCCGCCGCGACUAGCGCCCUACGCGCCCCACUCGCCACACGCGCCCCACGCGCCACACGCGUUCCCGCACUAUACACUUCGUUUAGAUUUGCGCUUGCCACACGUAUUUUGCUGAGGUUUACGUGGUAUUGUUUGAACCCUUAUCGAGUUUUGUUCUGUUUCUAAUCUAUUCUUUCAAAAUAAAAAGAUUUUUAAUUUGUGGAUAUGAUGGAACCGGUUGUUGUACUAUAUUGAUGGAGACGAGUCGUUUUACACAGUCAUUACAAAUAUCCUUGUUUUGAAAUCACUUGAAAACUAAAUGGAAUAAAAUGUGCGAUAGAUUAUUAAGCAUUCUGUAAAAUUACUAAAUAGCUCCCCUUCAGAUAUGGUGCAUAUUUUCAAAUACUUUACGUAAUAUACAA
Messenger RNA from Zerene cesonia (dogface butterfly), 1580 nucleotides. Its product is annotated as putative RNA-binding protein Luc7-like 2. Gene Ontology annotation, molecular function: mRNA binding. The record is from RefSeq and is a predicted model, not a curated record. Gene Ontology annotation, cellular component: U1 snRNP; U2-type prespliceosome. Lineage: Eukaryota; Metazoa; Arthropoda; Insecta; Lepidoptera; Pieridae. Gene Ontology annotation, biological process: mRNA splice site recognition. Bases 174 to 1193 code for a protein of 339 amino acids. The transcript is spliced from 7 exons.